CCCGCAGUAGAUGCUAUAUAGUAGCUGCAGCUAGUAGAGACGCAGUAUUUCUCAUUUCGCACAACAGAAUACCAGCAAAGAAUCCAAGAUUAUCCAGGCAUCGCUCAUGAAACCAUUCAUCCACAGAGCAGCUGCUUUGCUAUGUCUCGCCGUAGCAACUGCGGUGUGUCUCUCCUCCGUCACAGCGAUGUCCUGCCAGAGAAAAUGCGGUGACAUCGAAGUUCCUUUUCCAUUCGGCAUAGACGGUGAUCAGCCUGGCUGUGCCAAGCCGGGCUUUGAGCUGAGCUGCGGCAACAACACGGAGAGUGGUGUACCGAUUCUCCUCCGCAAAGUGCAGCCCCUUAGCAGGAGCGUGGAGGUGCUCGGCAUCUCCUUGCCGAAAGGCCAGCUCCGGAUGAGGAUGCAUAUGUCCUCUCACUGCUACAACAUGACCACUCGUGUCAUGGACUGCGUCGACAACGGGUGGAUGGACUUGACGGGGAGUCCCUUCACCUUCUCCGACAGCGCGAACAAGUUCACGGCCUUUGGGUGCCAAGUUCUUGCAUAUCUUGGGGCGGGCGAACAGAGGGACAUAGGAAGCAACCUAAGAAUUGGCUGCGCGGCCAGUUGUGGCAAGGAUGAUUCUGCCACUAUCGGUGGUGGUAGAUGCUCUGGGAUAGGCUGCUGCCAGACGGCUAUCCCAAAGGGGAUAAAGUAUUAUAAGGCAUGGUUUGAUGACCGCUUCAACACGUCUUCCAUGUACACAUGGAACCGUUGUGCCUAUGCAGCGCUCGUGGAGGAGUCCAGCUUCAAUUUCUCCAUGAUUUACGAUUCAUCAUCGAAGUUCAACAGCGAUACCGUCUCUAGUCAGCCGCCGUUUGUGGUUGACUGGGUUAUGGGAAAUAUAUCAUGCAAAGAAGCUCGUAAAAAUCUAGGUACCUACCCAUGCAUCAGCAACAACAGCAUUUGUUUGGACUCACAGAAUGGACCGGGUUACAUUUGCAACUGCAGAAAGGGGUUCCAGGGUAACCCUUACAAUAAAGGUCUUGACAGCUGCCAAGAUAUUAAUGAGUGUGACGAUCCUAAGAAGUACCCCUGCUAUGGUAAAUGCAUUAACAAACUUGGAGGAUUUGAUUGUUUCUGCCCUGCGGGAAUGAGAGGAAAUGCAUCUGUUGGACCAUGCCGGAAAGAUUUCCCACUGGGAAUUGGUAUUGCAAUUGGUUUGGGUGUUGGUUUCGGAAUUCUCCUACUUAGCUUGUCUGUGGUGUUUCUUAUCCGUAAACAGAGAAGCGACAUCCAAAGGCAACUACGGAAAAAAUAUUUUCAGAAAAACAAAGGCCUUCUACUAGAACAACUAAUAUCUUCUGACGAAAGAGCUAGCGAUAGCACAAAAAUUUUCUCCCUAGAAGAGCUUAAAGAGGCAACUAAUAACUUUGACCCAACACGUGUUCUCGGUAGUGGAGGUCAUGGUAUGGUUUACAAAGGUAUCUUAUCUGAUCAACGUGUGGUGGCGAUAAAAAAACCAAACAUCAUCAGGGAAGAGGAGAUUAGCCAGUUUAUCAAUGAGGUUGUAAUUCUCUCACAAAUAAAUCAUCGCCAUAUUGUCAAACUCUUUGGAUGCUGUCUUGAAACUGAAGUCCCUCUAUUAGUGUAUGAUUUUGUACCUAAUGGUUCACUAAAUCAAAUUAUUCAUGCUGAUAAAAGUAACAGACGUUUCUCAUUGUCCUGGGAUGAUUGUUUGCGAAUUGCUACAGAAGCAGCAGGUGCUUUAUAUUACCUCCACUCUGCAGCAUCGGUAUCAGUUCUACAUCGUGAUGUGAAAUCAUCUAAUAUACUCUUGGAUUCAAACUACACCGCUAAAGUUUCAGAUUUUGGAGCUUCAAGAUUGAUUCCGAAUGACCAAACCCAUGUUUUCACAAAUAUACAAGGGACAUUUGGAUAUUUAGAUCCUGAGUACUACCAUACUGGGCAUCUCAAUGAGAAAAGUGAUGUGUAUAGUUUUGGUGUAGUUCUUUUAGAGCUGCUUCUAAGAAAGCAACCUAUUUUUGACGAUGGCACUGGCACAAAGAAAAAUCUAUCAAUAUAUUUUCUUUCUGAGAUAAAAGGAAAGCCUAUUACAGAGAUAGUUGCCCCUGAAGUUAUUAAGGAAGCAAUAGAGGAUGAGAUUAAUAUUUUUGCCUCAAUUGCACAGGCAUGCUUGAGGCUCCGAGGUGAAGAAAGGCCAACAAUGAAGCAAGUGGAGAUAUCAUUACAGUCUAUAAGAAACAAAGUUUUGAGUUCAGGCAGCGCUAGUUCCGAAAGCAACCAUGAGAUAGAAACACCCUUAUGUGAAAGUUACGUUGAUCUGCAUCAAACUAUGGGUGUUGAUAUCAAUGGCAUUGCUAAUUUAAUAUCUUCAAAUUGCUAUAGCUUAGAGCAUGAAUUUAUGUUAUCCGCUAGCUUUGGAAGGUAAAUUGUGUUUGUCCCGUUGUUGAAAUGUCGAUAGAUGUUCUUAUAGUAUCUUUGUGCAUUUGCACAAUCUAUAAGCUUGUCAUAAACAAAAUGUUGAAUAUACAUUUGUGAUACAUCAUUAAAAACUUAUGUCAAUACACAUCAUGUGUUUUCUUUC
Oryza sativa Japonica Group (Japanese rice) is the source of this 2587-nucleotide messenger RNA. Its product is annotated as wall-associated receptor kinase 2. Gene Ontology annotation, cellular component: plasma membrane. Gene Ontology annotation, biological process: cell surface receptor signaling pathway; protein phosphorylation. The record is from RefSeq and is a predicted model, not a curated record. NCBI's taxonomy places the organism in Eukaryota, Viridiplantae, Streptophyta, Magnoliopsida, Poales, Poaceae. Gene Ontology annotation, molecular function: polysaccharide binding; protein serine/threonine kinase activity; calcium ion binding.